This is a messenger RNA of Durio zibethinus, 992 nucleotides long. Its product is annotated as profilin-4-like. Gene Ontology annotation, molecular function: actin monomer binding. Gene Ontology annotation, cellular component: cell cortex. The record is from RefSeq and is a predicted model, not a curated record. NCBI's taxonomy places the organism in Eukaryota, Viridiplantae, Streptophyta, Magnoliopsida, Malvales, Malvaceae.
UGUGGCAAUGGAUGCUGAAAUAAAGGCAGAAAUGAACAGGUGCGAUACAGACGGCUCAGAAACCAUCAAAUCAACUUUUUCAAAGCCUUCCCUGCCUUAUUCCUCGCUCCCUUAUUUAUCGUACCUUCACCAUUAACAAACUUGAAUCUCCCCAUCCCCCCAUACCAUUUCACGCAACACACCCACAACAAAAAAACCCAGCAUUUCUUAGUAACCAAACCCAACUUCUGUACUCAUCCAGGAAGAAAAAAUGUCGUGGCAAACUUACGUAGAUGAGCACUUGAUGUGUGACAUCGAAGGCCAAGGCCAGCACCUUACUGCCGCUGCUAUCAUUGGCCAUGAUGGCAGUGUCUGGGCUCAGAGCUCUAACUUCCCCCAGUUCAAGGCUAAUGAGAUCAGUGACAUCAUGAAAGAUUUUGAUGAACCAGGCCACCUUGCCCCUACAGGCUUACACCUUGCUGGCACAAAGUACAUGGUCAUCCAGGGUGAGCCUGGUGCUGUCAUUCGUGGAAAAAAGGGAUCUGGAGGAAUCACUAUUAAGAAAACUGGACAAGCUCUUGUCUUUGGCAUCUAUGAAGAACCAGUGACUCCAGGACAAUGCAACAUGGUUGUUGAGAGGUUGGGUGAUUAUCUUGCUGAUCAGGGCCUGUAAACCAAGCUUCAAAAUCCAUGCCUUUUUUCUUUUUUCAAGUUUUUGGUUCCAACUUCCAAGUUUUGCAUCUUCUCCCAUUGAAAAAUAUGGUUGUUAAGAUGGUUUGAUUGGCAUUUGGUUGGUUGACUUGCAUCCUUCACCAUAUAUGCUUUUUUCUUUUUAAUUAUUCUGUGUAAUCCCCAUCAAUGGUUGCCGUAUCAAUCUUUUGUUGGGCACUGUUUGAUGCCAUUAUUUGUUUUUUCUUUUCCAUGUUUUGAAUUUUGCUCAUAAAGAACGUUUGAAUAUGCCCUUUGUCUUUGUGAAUGAGAGAAUCAGAUUUCAGAUUCCUUGAUUGCAACUU